This is a messenger RNA of Marchantia polymorpha subsp. ruderalis, 5637 nucleotides long. The record is from the annotation of a GenBank genome assembly. NCBI's taxonomy places the organism in Eukaryota, Viridiplantae, Streptophyta, Marchantiopsida, Marchantiales, Marchantiaceae.
ACUGCCCGAUCGGCCCAGACUCGUCGGCCAGAGUCUGGGGCUCCGCUGCAGCUCGUCGCUCGGUUCAUCGUCUCGCCGAGCGACCCCGAUCGAUUCCGCACUGGAUCUCUGGAUCUCUGCGAGAGGUUCAUGAGGGAGGGCGCUGACUCGCAGAAUUUGCCUUUUGGCAGAUGCCCCUGGGGGUGGAAAUGUGAGCGGGCGAGCGGCCGCAAGCAAAAGUAGGAAAUUCAUAGCCAGACACGGGAAUUGCGCGAGCAAUCAGAACACGGGACCCGGGGGACUUUCAAGGUGUCAGUCAGGCAGAGGCCCCGAGAGCUGGAGGCAGUUCGGGCUGCGUUCUCUGGACGCGAAGAGUUGACUGUUGCUCUAGGCGAGCAACAGUCGCCCUGAUGAUGGGGCACCGCAGAGUCCACUUGUUGUUGCGGCCCUCUCAUCGCUGAGCCCGGCCUAAAAUUAGCGUCCUUACAAGAGCCGGGCCGGGGAUGCUGUCCUUCGUCGCUGCUGCUGCUGCUGCUGCUGCCGCUGCCGCUGCCCCUGCUGCGACGUAGAAAUCAGUCGACAGGAAUCGAGGGCGUUGACCGUGCGUGGUGGUGUGCAGCAUCGAGGAGCUUCACGCUCGCUCGCGCGCGCCUGCGCGACAUUAUGGCGAAGAAUGAACUGCGCUACAAGUCGCAGGGCCUCACGGCUGGCCCGAGCCCGGAGCUGAAGGCGAAUUUUUUCUCAUUCUUCAGCUGGCACUUCGUGCAGCCGUUCAUCAACAAAGGGAAUGAGAAAAUUCUUCAGCCCGAAGACUUGUACGACUUGAUUCCUCGAGAAACUUCGGAAUUCGGCGAGCGCAUGUGGGAGAAAUAUGCUCGCAAGCAGUUGGAGAAGAAGGACAAGAUCAACGUGUUCAAGCUUGCACUGCAGACCUCAGGACGAGAAUUGAUAUGGUCUUUCGUCUUGUGUCCCUUUUGGUUAGUGGCUGUCGUAGCCCAGGUUUUCGUGCUGAAAGAGCUGGUGACGGAGGCGGAAAACCUUCACCAAAAGCUACAACCAUGGAAGGGUGCGAUGCUGGUGCUUGGCAUGCUAUUGACUUCAAACGUUCAGAGUGUAUGUCAGCACUGGCUGUUCACUUAUGGCCAAAAGUCUGGAAUGAGGGUCAAGGCCGCCAUCUCCAUGGCUGUCUUCAACAAGUUGAUGAAACUGAGGAUGGUGGCCUUGGCCGGGACGAGCAGUGGAUUGAUGCUCAACCUCGUCACAAAUGACACUCAAAAAUUAAUUGAUGGGAGCACAUUUCUAUCCUAUACAUGUUUUGCAGUCAUCAACUCUCUAGUUGUGGCCGGAAUAGCCCUCGGCUUGGUUGGAUACUCAGCUUUACCUGGAGUUCUGGUCAUCAUCUUGGCUUUGCCAGCACAGAUGUCCAUUGCUCGAGCUGUGGGGCGAAUGAGAAAGCAUGCAGUAAAGCUCACGGAUGUCAGGGUCCGAAUGAUAGCCGAGAUUCUUACUGGCGUUAGAGUAGUCAAAUACAACGGCUGGACGACGGCUUUUCUCAAAAGAAUAUCAAGUAUUAGAUCAAUGGAGCUGCGUUGGAUUCGUAAAGCUGCCAUGUUACGAGCUUCCACAUCGACGUUCAAGGACUUGAUAUCUCCAGUGGCUGCUCUUGUCACCUUUGGAACUUAUGUGGCCACCAAUGACGGGAUACUCAGUGCGAGCAAAGCAUUUACAAUCUUGGGUCUGUAUGGUAUUUUGGUGCGAAUUUACUCCAUCGCUCCAAUAGGCGUGCAAUACGGUUUUGAGGCAUACAUUGGACUUCAAAGACUACAGAGGCUUCUUGAUUUACCCUACGGUCAUGGGCAUAGUUCUGAGGAGCAGGCAGCGCAGCUGAGAAAGUUAUAUCCAGAGGCAGCUGUGAUCAUUUCCCAGGGCACGUUUGCUUGGUAUCUCAAGGAAAAAGACUUCGAGGAUAGCACAGUAGCCCCAGGAGUAUCUCAGAACAAACAACAAGAAGUACACAGUGACCCCAGCCUUGCUAAGGCCUCUGAUGAAGUGAAAAAACCAGUAAGCAAGGAUCUGGAUCAGGUUGACGAUAUGAUAGACGCGAAGGAGAAUCAUUCGUUAGCCCAGUUGAGGAAUAUCAACCUGGCUGUGAAAAAGGGGGAGCUAAUUGCAGUGAUUGGGUCCGUGGGGAGUGGAAAAAGCUCCCUCCUCUGUGCACUGCUCGGAGAGAUGGAGGCCGUGAAAGGAUCAUUCUGGACGGAGAAGAUGGUGUCUUAUGCCCCACAGCAGCCUUGGAUAUUGAACGACACAGUCAGGAACAAUAUCGUCACUUCAAACUUUUACGACGAGGAUCUCUACAAGAAGGUCGUAUUUGCCUGCGCCCUCGAACACGACAUGGCACAAUUACCGGCUGGUGAUGAUACUGAGAUUGGUGAAAGGGGAGUCAAUCUCAGUGGAGGCCAGAAGGCUAGAAUCAGUCUCGCGCGAGCCUGCUAUAGCCAGUCUCCGGUUGUACUUCUAGAUGAUCCGCUGGCGGCAGUUGAUGUUCCCACGGCCAAACAUUUGAUGAAGCACGUUUUAAAUGGCAUUUUGAAAGGUCGCACGGUGAUCUUGGUUACCCAUAAUAUUUCAUCGCUUGAGCUCGUGGAUCGAAUAUUUAUGAUGGAGGAAGGAAGAUUGAUAGAGCUCGAAUCCAGAGCGGAUGUGGCCGAAAAGGGCCUCCUACAGGAAUUGGCAGAUGAGUCUGGGGAAGAAGCUGAUGAGGAUGCUGAUAUUGACAUCAGUGUUAAAGCUGAAGCAUUUGGUGCUUCGGAAAGUGGAAAGACUGGUACAGCUGAUCAUGAAGAUGGGGUUCCACAAACAAUUCCACAACCCGAGUCCCCUAAGGCUGGCCUCACCUCAAAUCACCAAGCAUCAACAAUGCCUCUCAAUGGAAUGCCAGAAACCAAAGGCAUGGAUUAUCUGGUUAAAAGUGAGUCUAGGAAAGGUUCUUCGAGGAAGAGUGGAUCAGCAAGGCAAGAAGGUGUACUGGUCGAUACUGUCAGCCCCCAAGGUGCAACAUCAGAAGCAGUUGGAUCUUUGACUGUAAAAGAGGACAGAGUUGAGGGCGAAGUUACAUGGAAAAGCUAUGCUGACUACGCCAGAGGAGGCGGACUCAUUUUCUUUACGUUUGUGCUAUUCUUGAUGUGUUUCGCACAGGCAGUGCGUGUAAUCGUGGAUUAUUGGAUUAGUGUAUGGGUGAGUGAUAAGCUGAAUACGUCAAGUAACAUCUAUCUGAUGAGCUAUGGAAUCCUGGUUCUGGGAUCCUGUAUUCUCUGUCUUGCUCGUGCAAUGCUCUUCACUGAAGCCGCAAUCCGAUCAGCCCAAUCUAUGCACGGGAACAUGACUGAGAAGGUCAUCCGUUCUCCGCAGACAUUUUUUGACCAGAAUCCUGUCGGUCGGAUAUUGAACAGAUUUGGAAAAGACCAGGCAAUGGUAGACGAAAUUUUGCCCAACACUGCGCAGUCAAUGUUCGAGAACUUGGUGGCCGUUCUUGGGGUGAUGAUAUUCAUCGCUGUCAUCAUCCCUUGGUUUUUGCUAGUCUUGCCACCAUUCGUCCUGGCAUUUUACUACUGCCAACAGAAGUAUGUUGCAGUCUCCCGUGAGCUGAGACGUUUGGAUGGAAUUUCUCGGUCACCUACUUAUGCGCACUUUUCACAGACCCUUCAGGGAAUAGCCUCAGUGCGAGCGUACAACAUGGAGGCAGCCAUGCUUGACCACUUUCGAGACUUGAUGGAUGCCAACCAUCGAGCAUAUAUUCUGUUUGUGCACACCUCAAGGUGGCUCGGAGUCCGUCUUGACUACUGCGCUGCUGUGUGUGUAACAGUUACAGCUCUCCUAGCUGUUCUGUUGCGACACAAAAUUUCCCCCGGAUUACUUGGUGUUGUUUUGAUCCAAAGUCUCCAGCUCACGGGUUUCUUCCAGUACGGUGUGCGCUUGGUGGCCGAUACGGAGAACAUCUUUACUAGCGUCGAAAGGAUCCAAGCUUAUGGAAAUCUUCCUUCUGAGGCUGAUCCCAAUUCCCCUCCUGGACUGAUCUCAGAUCAAUGGCCCGAGAAGGGUGAAGUGGAAUUUGUCGAAUACACCUUGGCCUACAGGACAGAUCUUCCAGCUGUUUUGAACAAGCUCUCAUUUAAGAUAUUUUCUCAAGAGAAGGUAGGCAUCUUAGGAAGAACAGGAGCGGGAAAAUCCAGCCUUGCAGCUGCUCUGUUUCGAAUGGUCGAGAAUGCGGCAUGUAGUGGAACUAUUUUGGUAGAUAAUGUAGACUUGAAAUUGGUGGGCCUCGAUGAUCUGCGCCAGCGACUAUCUAUCAUUCCUCAAGAUCCGGUUCUAUUCCAAGGAACCAUCCGGUUCAAUCUCGAUCCCUUCGAGAUGCACACCGAUGCUGAGUUACACGAAGCGUUGAGCAAAGUAGAAAUGACCGCUAAAAUCAAAAGUCUGAAGGGAGGCCUCACAAGCGAAGUUCAAGAGAAUGGAGACAAUUUCAGUGUAGGACAGAGACAACUCCUUUGUCUGGCAAGGUCCCUCCUGAGAAAGUCCAAGAUUGUGGUGAUGGACGAAGCCACAGCUGCUGUCGAUGGAGAAACCGAUCAAUUGAUUCAGAGAACCAUGCGUAGUGUGUUCCAUGACUGCACGGUCUUAACAAUAGCUCACAGGAUUGACACGAUUAUCGACUGUGAUCGUGUUUUGAUACUCGCCAAAGGGGGCCGUAUUAGUGAGUUUGACUCUCCAGCAAAUCUGCUUCGACGUGCAGAGGAGGUGGAUUUCUCCGACACUACCACAUCACGAGUGGACCAUGUGUUCGCGAACAUGGUUGCUCAAGCUGGGCCAAAGGUUGCGAAGCAGUUACGACAAGCUGCUGAAGCUGCUAAUGAGCGCAGGAAGCUGGUUCGUAGCACUCCGGAAGACAACUAACAUCCUCAAGAAAGUUUUGAUCAACUCACUCGAGAUCUGCAGGAAACUCACAGUAUUAGCUUCUCUCUGUAAUAGCAAAGAUGCUAUUACAGCAGCAGCUGAUCUCUUCAAUUUCCUUUGGAAUCCGGAGAUUGUGAGCCACCACACCUUUUCAUCUGGAGCGAUCGUAUGUAAGCAAGCAUGUACGAGCGCUCUUUAUUGGAAGCCUCUUCUUCAGCACGGGAAGGGGACUGUCGAAUUUUGUCCAUCGUGAGUUUUAUCUGAAUGAAAAUGCAGUUAGGUGCAGAUUCAUUACGCGCCAGUGAAGAAGCUGGUUACCACUUGGAGUUGCCAGCUUCUUAGGUGAAGAGCUCCUUUGUACCCUUCGUACAAAAGUGGACUUUGUAUUCAAGCAUUGGAUGAAAUACAUGUAAAUUAUAUUUCAGUACAGCGUACAAUUGAAGUAGGAAUAAUCCAGCUCUCGUCGGUGGAGGGUAGUGCAGCGACCUUGACGUUGGAAAUAUGAUGUUCGAAUCGAGAGUUCAUGAGCAGCCUUAAUGUUUCAAGUGGAUCCAUAAGCUGUGGGUACUGCCCAUGGUGUCGGCGUGCUGAGAAUUAUUCCUCGAGUGGAAAGUUUUCGGUUGAUUUUAAGCACACGGAACUGUUUAACUCAAGUUACUAUAUAUAUUAUACAGUUUCGGACAGAUAUGUCGGUAAGGUGGUGAU